Messenger RNA from Spirodela intermedia, 1764 nucleotides. The record is from the annotation of a GenBank genome assembly. NCBI's taxonomy places the organism in Eukaryota, Viridiplantae, Streptophyta, Magnoliopsida, Alismatales, Araceae.
AUGACGGCCCCGCAGGCGGAGACCCCCCACCACCACGGCAGUGGCAGCGGCAACUCCCCCGGCUCGGGGGAGGACUCCUCCCCCCUGUCCCGGGGCACCGACGGAGACAUUUCCUCGUCCGGCGGCGCCGCCUGGGACGACGUCCCCCCUCCGCCGCCUCCGCACCCGUCGCACCGCCACGGCCUCCCUGCCCACCCCUCCGCCGGGCAGCGCGUCAAAUUCAUGUGCAGCUACGGGGGAAGGAUCCAGCCCCGCGCGCACGACAACCAGCUCACCUACGUCGGCGGGGACACGAAGAUCGUCGCCGUGGACCGAUCCGUGCGCUUCCCCCAGCUCCUCGCCCGGCUCGCCGCGCUGACGCCGGCCGGCCCUGGCGGCAGCGGCGACUUCUGCUUCAGGUACCAGCUGCCCGGGGAGGAUCUCGAUGCCCUCAUCUCCGUCACCGACGACGAGGACGUCGAGCACAUGAUGGUCGAAUACGAUCGUCUCCAGCGUUCCCCGUCGAAGCCGGCGCGCCUUCGUCUGUUCCUCUUCUUCGCCGCCGCCGGUCGCACCCCUUCCGUCGCCGACGCCGCUGCCGCGGGGCUCUCCUCCAAUCUGAGGCCGUCGGAUCGCCAGUGGUUUGUGGACGCCCUCAACUCGGUGCCGGCUCCGCCGGCUCUCCGGACCGAGCCCAUAGCCGCUUCCGUGUCUCCGCCGGUGGUCGCCCUCGGCAAUCCUGAUUUUCUCUUCGGGCUCGAGGAAGGGAUCGGAAAUUUUUCGUCCCCCCCGACGGUGCACGAUUCGGUUCAAGAAGGCAAGGCUACUGCGGAUGCUCCUCCUACGGGCGGCUCGAUUCCGGCGGCUGCGACGGGAUCAGGCUCGACGAUGGAGGAUGAUUGGGUUGGAGGGCCCGGGGAGCCGCUCGUCUCAAGUUCAAGUCAGCCCGAGAUCCACCAGUGCCCGAAGCAGGAGCUGGAGGCGCUGCAAGUCGGUAAUGGUCAACAGGAGGCUUCGCCGGCGGGGGCGGCUGACUGGCAGGAGCAGCAGCAGCAAAGACCGCCGAAGGGUACCGACGAGGAGAUAAUUCCCACCGGCUACCCCCUCAGCGCCGUGGAGUAUUACCCGCUGCCGAACGACCAGUCGGCUCCGGAGAAGGCUCCGGCGGCACAUCAGAUCCCGUUCGCGUACCUGCAAGAGAGCGUCCUGUCUAAUGGGGGGGCCGUCUACGCGUCGAUGGCCCGGUUGGACCAGCCGAUAUACGUCAUCCCCUCCCCGUCACCUCAGGGGAUCUACCCGGGCCCAGCCUUGCCGGCGCUGAACAACAGCCAGAGCAGCCGAGACUGUUACUACGCCGCCGCCGCCACCACGCAGAGCGUGACUCCGCGCGGUGCGCUGCAGCAGCCCCCGUACCUGGUGUCGCCGCCGCAGCAGCCUUCGACGAAGACGGUGGCGCGGUACGCGAAGCAUGGCCCGGUGGAGGGCAAUGGAGUUGCCGGCGGGGCGGCGCCACCCCAGCUGCUCACUGCGUACGACGUCGUAGGCAGGCCGCUUUAUGUCUGCGUGCGGCAGGGGACGCCGCCUGCUGGUGGGAGCGUCAUGUCGGCGUACCAAGCGAAGGCGGCGACCGGCGGAGAGGACCAGCGGAGAUCUACCACGGGGCAGCCGCCGCCACCGCCACCGCAUCUGGCUACGGCGGUGGGUUCGUCGUCGACAGCUGCGACCAUGGCCCAGCUGCUAAAUCCCGAGGUGAAGCCCGCCGCCAAGCCAUUGCAGGCGUCGUAG